Messenger RNA from Erythranthe guttata (spotted monkey flower), 1102 nucleotides. RefSeq lists its product as uncharacterized. The record is from RefSeq and is a predicted model, not a curated record. NCBI's taxonomy places the organism in Eukaryota, Viridiplantae, Streptophyta, Magnoliopsida, Lamiales, Phrymaceae.
AGCACAAGAGGGUCAUCUGCAAAAUCUUGCAACCACAGGGGUUAAAGUGCUAUUUACCCUAAACAUUACUUACAAAUAUAAAACCUUAUGCCAACACUAACUCAUAAUCUCUUUUCACCCACGUAAUUCUCUCAAGUCCUCAUCCCUUUGUAUAUAUUCUUCAUAUUUUGUUUAGGGAAAAUUCGUAGCUCCAAUCGUGCGCAGAUCUGCCCUAGUUACCACUUGAGGAAGAAGAAAACACACAACAGUUGUUGUAAAUCUUCAAGAUGCCGAAGGACGAAAUAGUAAAUUCCGCAUCUUUCGACGAAACAACUACUACCCCUUGCUCGAAGGAUUUGGGCAAGGACGAUCGAUGUGAUAUCUCGGGGUCCCACGUAGGCGACGUAACAGAGUGGGAAGAAAUCCAGUGCCCGAUAUGUAUGGAGCGCCCACACAACGCCGUCUUGCUAAACUGCUCGUCUCGCGACAAAGGCUGCCGCCCUUUCAUCUGCGACACGCUCCACCCCCACUCCAACUGCCUCGACCAGUUCCGCAAACUAUCCGCCACGUCGUCGUCGUCACGGGAAUCCGAGAUUGCCUGCCCCCUCUGCAGGGGUGCCGUCACCGGGUUCGACGUAGUGGGCCCCGCGCGGGUCUUCAUGGACUCCCAACAAAGAGGAUGCUCAGCGGAGGGGUGUGGCUUUGCCGGAAGCUACAGGGAGCUGAAGAGGCACGCGUUAGUCGACCACUUUUUCGACGGCGGCGAGAGCUUCUCCGACGAAUCUGAGGUGUCCGACUUUGAUGAGGACGAAGAGGAUGAAGUUGUUUUUGGUGAGGCCUCGGCCUAUUUCUUUGGGUCGGAGUAUUACGGUAGGAACAAUGCAAUGAGUGUACCGUUGAGAUCGAAUGAACGGAGGGGAAAUGGGUCGACCCGUUUGAGGGAAAAUGGGUCAUCACGGGAUCGUGGGGAAAAUGUACAGUAUCGUUCGAGUUCGAGGUAUUUUAUACCUGGUUGAGGAGGAAAAAUUAGGAGUAGCUAUGUUAGACUUUCAUUUUUCUUUGACGUGGAUUAUGUUACAUUACUUAUUGAAUUUUAUAUCUUUUAAGCAGGAUAUUGCAAUGA